Messenger RNA from Hemicordylus capensis (graceful crag lizard), 2001 nucleotides. RefSeq names its product chaperonin containing TCP1 subunit 4 (gene CCT4). Gene Ontology annotation, molecular function: ATP hydrolysis activity; ATP binding; ATP-dependent protein folding chaperone. The transcript has 14 exons. The record is from RefSeq and is a predicted model, not a curated record. Gene Ontology annotation, biological process: protein folding. Bases 229 to 1866 code for a protein of 545 amino acids. Lineage: Eukaryota; Metazoa; Chordata; Lepidosauria; Squamata; Cordylidae. Gene Ontology annotation, cellular component: chaperonin-containing T-complex.
GUUAGUUUUUGUGACUCCUAAGAGCAGGCAUCUGCGAUAGACAGCCCUCUAAGGGACGUCAUCCCCUGCGCUAGCUUUAGCGUCUGGCUGAAGGACCCUUUUGGCGCUGGCUGUUUUCGGCGCGUUCUGGAAGCUUCGUGUCGGCCGGGAACCGUUAGUCGUGGUCCGGGCGAGAAAGGAAAGGAUCCAUCGCCAUCGGAGGCUUCAGUAGGGUGGCUGGACGCAGCUAUGCCGGAGAACGCGAGCUUGAAGGGGCCCCUUAUGGGCGCCAGCGCCGGGAACCGCAGCUCUGGCGGGUAUCGUGGUAGUAGCUCCUACCAGGACAGAGACAAGCCCGCCCAGAUCCGCUUCAGCAACAUCUCUGCAGGCAAAGCGGUUGCAGAUGCUAUUCGGACAAGCCUUGGACCAAAGGGAAUGGACAAAAUGAUCCAAGAUGGGAAAGGAGACGUGACAAUCACAAAUGAUGGUGCAACAAUUUUGAAGCAGAUGCAGGUUCUUCACCCUGCAGCUAAAAUGCUGGUGGAAUUAGCCAAAGCGCAAGAUAUUGAAGCUGGAGAUGGCACUACCUCUGUUGUCGUCAUUGCUGGUGCUCUUUUGGAUUCCUGUUCAAGACUUCUUCAGAAAGGCAUUCACCCCACAAUAAUCUCGGAGUCAUUCCAGAAGGCAUUAGAUAAAGGUGUUGAAGUCUUGACCAGCAUGGGACAUCCAAUUGAGCUGAGUGACAGAGAAACCUUACUUAACAGUGCAACUACUGCCCUGAGUUCAAAGGUUGUCUCACAAUAUUCUAGUCUGCUUUCUCCAAUGAGUGUGGAUGCUGUGAUGAAGGUGAUAGAUCCCACUACAGCUAGUGGUGUGGAUCUUAGAGAUAUCAAAAUUGUUAAAAAGCUUGGGGGAACAAUUGACGACUGUGAAUUGGUUGAAGGGCUGGUCCUCACUCAGAAAGUGGCCAACACUGGAGUAACCAGAGUCGAAAAAGCCAAGAUAGGACUCAUUCAGUUUUGCUUGUCAGCUCCAAAAACAGAUAUGGAUAACCAGAUUGUUGUUUCUGACUACACUCAAAUGGACAGGGUCUUACGUGAAGAAAGAGCCUACAUACUGAAUUUAGUUAAGCAAAUUAAGAAGACUGGAUGCAAUGUGCUGCUCAUUCAGAAAUCUAUUCUACGGGAUGCUCUAAGUGAUCUAGCUCUACAUUUCUUGAACAAAAUGAGGAUCAUGGUCAUCAAAGAUAUUGAGAGAGAAGAUAUUGAGUUUAUAUGUAAGACCAUUGGAACAAAGCCAGUUGCUCAUAUUGAUCAGUUCACUGGUGAUAUGCUGGGAACUGCUGAACUGGCAGAAGAAGUCAACUUAAAUGGCUCUGGGAAGCUAAUAAAGGUUACAGGCUGUGCCAGCCCUGGAAAAACUGUAACAAUUGUGGUACGUGGCUCCAACAAAUUGGUGAUCGAAGAAGCUGAACGUUCAAUUCAUGACGCUUUGUGUGUCAUCCGCUGUUUGGUAAAGAAAAGAGCCCUGAUUGCAGGAGGUGGAGCACCAGAAAUAGAGUUGGCGUUGCGCUUGAAUGAGUAUGCCCGCACCCUAAGUGGCAUGGAGUCUUACUGUGUCCGUGCUUAUGGAGAAGCCCUGGAAAUUAUUCCUUCUACCUUGGCUGAAAAUGCAGGCCUUAAUCCUAUCACUACUGUAACAGAAUUGAGAAACCGGCAUGCACAAGGAGAGAGAACUGCUGGCAUUAAUGUCAGAAAGGGUGGAAUUUCUAAUAUCCUAGAAGAGUUGGUGGUCCAGCCAUUAUUGGUGUCUGUCAGUGCUCUGACCCUAGCAACAGAAACUGUCCGCAGCAUUCUUAAGAUUGAUGAUGUGGUGAACACACGAUGAGAUGUCUAAAGGAAAGGGCAGUGCAGUUCAGCACAAUAAGUCAUAAAUUUGGAACAUGGCUCGUUUGCUUAACUCCCAGUUACAUUCAUGUACUUUUGACAAUUUAAAUUAAUAAAACCUACAUUCUAACGACAA